Messenger RNA from Staurois parvus, 873 nucleotides. NCBI's taxonomy places the organism in Eukaryota, Metazoa, Chordata, Amphibia, Anura, Ranidae. The record is from the annotation of a GenBank genome assembly.
AUGAGCAGGCUCCUAUGGAGAAAGAGUAUACUUGCUCUGGCAGGUAUAAUUCUUGCAUCCGGUUUUGGUGCUGCUGAGGCACAACGUAAUUUGAAAGCACCAAAAAAAAGGUACACUGGGCCAGGAACCACACCGAAUCUGAGAAACAUUAUUAUAGGACGGUGCUACCACUACAUGUCCCUGUAUCCAGCCACUGGGGUGAAGGACUGCAGUGGAGUAUGGCAAGAGCUAACAGAUGCAGUAUUUAGGAAAGAGCCAUGUAAUAUCACGGAGGAAGACUACAAAAAACUAGCCCAAGUGACUGCACAGACCAUACCAUGUGAUAAGAGUCUUCUUUGGAGCAGAACAAAUGAUCUGGUUCAUCGCUAUACAAAAGCCACAGAAAGUUUUAUGACACUGGAGGACACUUUCUUAGGCUUCCUAUUCAAUGGCCUUACGUGGUGUGGGAAGACUGCUAGUCCAGGGAUGAACUAUAAUGCGUGUCCUUCAUGGAAAGAAUGUACCAACAAUUCGCUAUCCUCUUUCUGGAAGAUUGCCUCUGCUACUUUUUCUCAAGCAUCUUGUGGAACAGUACAUGUGAUGCUGAAUGGUUCUGCAGAUGGUGCCAUCACCAGGAAAGAAAGUAUGUUAAGGACAGUGGAAAUACCAAGUUUGAAUCCAAACAAAGUAUCUGAAGUGAAGCUUUGGGUGAUUGAUGAUAUUCAAGGACAAGACAGAAAUUCCUGCAACAGCGAGUCACUGCUUGAGCUUCAGCAUUACAUCGAAGAGCACAACCUGGCGUAUUCCUGCAUUGAUAACUAUAAGCCACUAACAACUCUGCAGUGCGUAGAGAACCCCAACCAUCCUGUCUGCAAUCUAUGCAGCAUUCGUUAA